AUGAUAAGAGGGCAAAGCGGUAGAACUAUAGUGAGGAGGUUGUUACAAAGACGGUACCAGAGUAAAUCCUCGUUUGGUAUAGCGUUGGCGACAGCGAGUAGACUGGUGACUCCGAAAUGGAUGUUGAACAAUCCGGUGUCGUUGGUCUCCACGGAGAUGAACACUUUAGCAAAGAAUAUUAUGGGAUUAAUUGGAUCUGGUCACCCAACUUUGAAUCAUGUCACUAGUUACUAUUUCGAAGCUGAAGGGAAGAAAGUACGUCCGAUGCUUGUAUUAUUAUUGUCGAGAGCUGUAUCCGCUAUCCCUAUUGAGAAACGGAAUAAUAUCAAGAUUGACUUCACAGAUUUCGAGACUGUUCCUGUCGGUAGAGAUCCUUUACAGAAAUUUUUGGCUUCGAAACCAGUAGAGAAUUUUUCACCUUUACAAAUUAUUCAUGGUAUCCAAUCUAUGAAUCCAUUAACAAAAGAAGCUGCACCAAUCCCCGAGAAACAAUUCGACAAUGAGCGUGGGAUUCUUCCGAAACAACGACGUUUGGCAGAGAUCGUAGAGAUGAUCCAUACUGCGUCUUUGCUUCACGAUGAUGUCAUUGAUCAUGCAGAUACAAGGCGAGGUAGGCCAAGUGGGAACGUUGCAUUUACAAAUAAGAUGGCCGUCCUAGCUGGUGAUUUCCUUUUAGGUCGUGCCACAGUAUCUAUUUCUAGAUUAAAGAACCCUGAGGUUGUUGAAUUGAUGAGCAGUAGUAUAGCUAAUUUAGUAGAAGGUGAAUUCAUGCAAUUACACAACGUUGCUACAGAUUCUGGGAAUAACGAUUUAUUGACAGAGACGACACCUAUUGGGAAAUUAGAUUUAAGGACUCAUGAUUAUAAAGUCCCUGUAUUGCGCCCACCAUUAACGACUACUCGUGAUGGUAUGAUGGCGACACUUACUCAUGAACAACAACAAGAGAUUAUUAACAAUGCGUUCCGUUAUUAUUUACAUAAAUCCUACCUUAAGACGGCAUCCUUAAUUUCGAAAUCCUGUCGCGCCACAGCGAUCCUUUCUGGAGCACAACCUGAAGUCAUUGAAUCCUGUUAUAAUUUUGGUAAGAAUCUAGGUCUAUGUUUCCAACUUGUUGAUGAUAUGUUAGAUUUCACCGUCUCAGCUAAGGAAUUAGGUAAACCUUCAGGAGCCGAUUUAAAACUCGGGAUUUCUACUGCACCUGUCCUAUAUGCAUGGAAGGAAGACCCUAGCUUAGGUCCAUUGAUCCAACGACAUUUCAGUCAACAAGGCGAUAUACAACAGGUAUUAAAAUCGGUGGAGUUACAUGAUGGUGUUGGAAGGACAAAGAAACUAGCUGAGAAUUACAGAGAUAUGGCUUUGAAAUGUCUACGUGAUGUUCUGCCAGAGUCAGACUCCCGUUCAGCGCUAGAGUUUUUGACCAACAGCAUACUUACCAGGAGAAAGUAA
This is a messenger RNA of Maudiozyma barnettii, 1446 nucleotides long. RefSeq names its product trans-hexaprenyltranstransferase (gene COQ1). The transcript has a single exon. Gene Ontology annotation, cellular component: transferase complex. NCBI's taxonomy places the organism in Eukaryota, Fungi, Ascomycota, Saccharomycetes, Saccharomycetales, Saccharomycetaceae. Gene Ontology annotation, molecular function: prenyltransferase activity. Bases 1 to 1446 code for a protein of 481 amino acids. Gene Ontology annotation, biological process: ubiquinone biosynthetic process; isoprenoid biosynthetic process. The record is from RefSeq and is a predicted model, not a curated record.